This is a messenger RNA of Rhinichthys klamathensis goyatoka, 2932 nucleotides long. It is a transcript of the gene ppp1r3aa, whose product is annotated as protein phosphatase 1, regulatory subunit 3Aa. Gene Ontology annotation, cellular component: protein phosphatase type 1 complex. Gene Ontology annotation, molecular function: protein phosphatase 1 binding; glycogen binding. Gene Ontology annotation, biological process: regulation of glycogen biosynthetic process. The transcript has 4 exons. The record is from RefSeq and is a predicted model, not a curated record. The coding region runs from base 230 to 2932 and encodes 900 amino acids. Lineage: Eukaryota; Metazoa; Chordata; Actinopteri; Cypriniformes; Leuciscidae.
UACCGAAGCUAUCUCCAGAUUCAGGAGAGUUCAACAGAUGACAUGGACACAUCAAAGUGUCCCACGUCAACCAGACUCUAGUGACCAGGAAGACAAGCAUAGUUCACAGCUAUUUUUAAGCCUGGCAACCACACAAUGUUCAGCUGCAACCUGAUGCUCUGUGCCAAGUCACGUUGCGAGCGAGUCUUUCAGGCGGUUAGUGCUGUUACCCCGUCAGCAUUACCCAGGCAUGUCUGUGGAAGAGCUUGCACCCUCCAUGGUCUCCAAAAACAUGGAGCCUGACAUCUGCAGGGACUGGAUGAUGAAAAACGAAGAGGAAAUCAUCAAAUUAGAGCGGAUUUCAGAUGGAAGCUCUGCAGAGGAAUCGGAGGAGGAACCCGAGCCCCCACCGGUAGCCGUACGACGAAAGGUGUCGUUUGCGGAUGCCUUUGGUCUAGACCUGGUUUCCGUGAAGGAGUACGAUAACCGGGAUGUAUCAAGGCCGGAGGCGGACGGUAGAGAGGGUGAGGAAUACUACAUCUCAUGCCUCUUCACCCUCCCUGUCUUAAACCAGGACAUGGAGGUGAGACUUCAGCAGCAGAAGCUGGAGCUGGAGCGCAUCGAGCUUCUCCCUGGAUCCACCACGAUCCGGGGCAUCGUCCGCGUUCUUAACCUCUGCUUCCACAAGGCCGUCUACAUCCGCGUCUCGCUGGACGGCUGGCAGAGCCACUCCGAGCUGCUGGCCGAGUACGUGCCCGGGUCUAGCGACGGAGAGACGGACUGCUUCUCUUUCCUUCUCGCGCUGACGCCUCCAUUCCAGGUCGAAGGGGUUCGGAUGGAGUUCUGUCUGCGCUACGAGAGCGAUGUCGGAACCUUCUGGGACAACAAUGGAGGGACGAACUACAUCGUCUUCUGCCACCAAAGACGAAGGAGUGAUCAGAGAGAAAAAGAGAAAGAAAGUGAAAGGGAGAAGUUAGUAGAGGAGAGUAACCAGAAAAGCAUCAGGAGCUGCCUUAAAGCAAUCAGCAAAAAGAUCUGCACGGAGGCGACACCCGCAGAGGCGAGCGGGGAGAUCUCAGAGCAAGUCACACCCAAAACAGAGGAAGAAGCAGGAAUCACUCCCUACAAAUCCAUUAAGGACUGCUGCAAAACUCUGGUGGAUCGUCGUAGGAAACGUCAAGCUGCUCGUUUGGCACACGUGCAAGACUACUUCGCUCAGAAAGCAAUGGAAACCCAGAAUAGAUGUAAUUCCAACACAAAUGAAAGUACCAUGUCCAUCCCAAGGCUUGGUAUGCCAAGUAGAACUGACCUGCCGGUUGUCCACAGCCGGCAAGGACACGGUAUGGACACGCCACCUAUACUAAUGUACCACCAGAUCCCUUUACUUUCUCUGGAUUGGGGCAGUACAACGACAUCAACAACAACGACAACAACAACAACAACAACCACCCCUCCCCAUGCAAACCCUCCUGAUGCCUACAGUGAAACAGGCUGGCAAGUUGAAGAUCACGUAGCAAAAUCGACUUCUGACAUCUGGAAAGCUUUUCUUAACAGCACUGACACAACACACACUCACAGUGAUAUACAGGAACAAACGUGUCCUCCUACAGAGACACUUUGCCAAUCAGAAGUUUUAGACUCAAGGGACAAAGUCGUAACUUCAUUGGAGGACAAGGGAGCUGAGAAAGACAACAAUCAUGGGUCUGGUGACAUGACAGCAAUGGAAAUUGUAAGAUGUGAUCCCACAGAGCAAUCAAAAGGUCCUUCUAGAGAUCAGGUUUGGGGUUACCAGCUAGUGAAAGAGCCAAGGCUCACUAGAGUACCAUGUUCUGCUCUGGGAUCGGAGCCAGAGAGGGUGGGAAGAGAGUUUGAGGCAUCUCGUGACCGCCAGGCCUCACAUCAUGAGCACACAAGGGGAUCUUUGAGUCAAGACACGACCAAGGCAAGCUCGGGGGACGAAACUCGAACCGCACAUGACACCGAGACUCAGAAUUCAGAAGCCGGAGAUGGAAUCUCACCUGAAGAAUGCACAGGCAGCUUCGACACCUCAAAGGUUAAAGAAAACACACACAGAGCGGUCAAAGACACCCUGACAUUUACGGGUAUCAGGGACGUGUCGCUCACAAAUAGACAGGCCGAGGGAUCUUCUUCAGAAAGGAAAGAUAUAAAUAAAGAUGAUAGCGAGGAGCAGGUGGAAAUGAGAGAGUUUUAUAGAGAAGUACAUGAAGAGGAGACGGAAAGCAGUGGAAAAGGACGAGAUGAAACAACUAGGGAUCACAGCGCAGAAACACGGAGCGUUUCAUCGUGCGCGAGCGAGGCGUUUAAUGAGAGCGAAUUAUGCAUGUCGAACAAGAAUCUUAACAAAGACCAUUCAGAGCUACUGAAAAUCGAAGAGAGAAGGUUUGAGGGAAACGAAGGACUUAAAAUGAAGGAGCAACUGAAUGAGACGACUGCUCAAGAAGGCGAAAGCGCUGAAAAACGUUCGGAAACCAAACGAGAGCUUGUAGAGGACUCCAGAGCGGUGGGGGACAGUUGCACAGAUGGAGAAGAGAAAGAGUUUGAGUUACUCCAGGCGACCCAUCCAGCAGUUACUGACCCAUCCAAGCACCUCCUUCAGACAACAUCUGCAAAGAAAAGUGAGGUCACUUCUCCAGAAGAGGACUUUGAGCUUGGGAAGACUCUCGGAAACUUUCAAGAACCCCAGCGACCGAACCGAGAGGGUGAACACCGCACGCCAUUACCCAGCAUGCACUUGUGCAGCAACAGGAUGUUGUCAUGGUGGAGGGAGUUCUGCUCCAUGGGUCACAUGACCAAGGCUCUCGUGUACGCUAUUCUGUUCGUGAUCUUCAUAACGGCGUAUCUGUACGACCUGCCGACCUGGCUUGGACUAUCGGUUUUCUCUGUGCUGGUUGUGCAGCCAGGGCACGAAACAGCGUCUGGAUGUGGCUGUUGA